Messenger RNA from Sardina pilchardus (European sardine), 610 nucleotides. Its product is annotated as adhesion G protein-coupled receptor E3-like. Gene Ontology annotation, biological process: adenylate cyclase-activating G protein-coupled receptor signaling pathway. Lineage: Eukaryota; Metazoa; Chordata; Actinopteri; Clupeiformes; Clupeidae. Gene Ontology annotation, molecular function: G protein-coupled receptor activity. The transcript has 4 exons. Gene Ontology annotation, cellular component: plasma membrane. The record is from RefSeq and is a predicted model, not a curated record. The coding region runs from base 28 to 555 and encodes 175 amino acids.
CAUGUGGCGUUUUCAACCUAUAAGAAUAUGGAGCGCUAUCUGCAGCCAAAACAUUUCCACACUGAGAAUGACACCAUCAAGAUUAUGAUGUCCCCUGUAUUCUCUGCUUCCCUUCCCAAGAUUGCAAACAAAAUCCUCACCCAGCCAGUCAACUUCACCCUUUGGCACCUCAAGAGUGUUGAACCCCAAGGAGUACUCUCCUGUGUGUACUGGAAUGGCAGCGCCUGGGUGGUAGACGGCUGUGAUGUCACCCAGACCAACACCACCCACACCGUCUGCACCUGUGUGCACUUCUCCACCUUCGCUCUGAUCAUGCAGGUGGAGCGACCUCCAGAGACUGAUGAGUUGAUGAAGUUGCUGAACCGGAUUGCUGUCUCCAUUGGUCUGGUGUUCCUGGCACUGGCUGUGAUGGCCUUUUGCUUCUGUCGAUGGAAGGCCAACGUGAACAACACGGCUCGCCUGAACAUCUGCAUCAGUCUGCUGCUCGCUCACCUCCUCUUCCUGCUCGUCCAGGAGUUCAUCCACCUCAUCCGCCCUCAAAAGAUGCUGGCUUAAGCAUGAUAAAGGCUUCAUAUGGAGCUUCUUGGGUCCCGUGUGCGUCCUCCUUGGG